UAAAACGCCACUCUUCUCUCCCGCUCCAUGCACCACCGCACCAAGAUCAUCAUCAUCAUCCUCCCCGUCACCAUCUGUACAUCACACCACAUCAUACAUUUUAUUAUAUUCUAUUCUAAACCUUCUCAUUACCCCAAAAAUAAUAUUAUUAAUAACAAUAAUUUUUUUUAAAAAUACUAAUAAAAAUUUGUAAUUCUCUCCUCCUUUUCUACUGAAUCUCUGUCUUCUUCAAGUCACAAAACUGCAACCCCUAUCUCUUUAUCUCUCUGGAAAUGUCUCCGCCUCUCACCAAGCCCACCGCCUCCUUAUUCGCUUCCAAAACGCCGUCGCCUCUCUGCACUUUCGUCUUCUUCCUCAUCCUCUGCAUUCUGGGCUUUUAUACUCUCUACCACCCUCACCCUUAUACUAGAAAUUCCCAAACUGCCCUCCGUUACCGCAAUCUCUUCCUUUCUUACUCUUCUAACUCUACCCUUGCCUCCUACCUCCGUGCUCUCACUCUCCAUCCUCAUCUUGCCGGAACUGAAGCUUCUCUCGACACCGCUAAUUAUGUUUACUCUCAUUUUAAGAAUCUUAAUUUGGAGACGCGUAGGGUAGAGUACAAAGCGCUUCUCUCUUAUCCUAUACACGCCUCGCUCGCCGCGCAUUUUGAUAACGGCAGUGUCGUUACCUUUGCGUUGACGGAGAUUUCCGAGAAAGUCGGGCCGGACGUUGUGCCGCCGUACCAUGCGUAUUCUCCGUCUGGUACGGCGCAUGCUAAGGUUGUCUUUGUUAAUUACGGGCGUGAAGAGGACUACCGUGCGCUGGGGGUGUUAGGGGUGAAUGUUGGCGGGUGCGUAGUUUUGGCGAGAAAAGGUGGUGGGUUGAGUAGAGGAGGAGUUGUUAAAAUAGCUGAAUCUAAAGGUGCGCUUGCAGUGUUAUUGUACGACGAGGGCGAUAGUAUAAGAGGAGGAAUUGAGAGAGGGACUGUUAUGAGAGGUGUGGGGGACCCACUAAGCCCUGGGUGGGCAGGGGUCGAUGAAGGAGAAAGGUUGGACUUGGAAGAUAGCCAGGUCUUGGAGAGGUUCCCUAAAAUUCCAUCUUUGCCCUUGUCAUUUGCGAAUGCUGACGUCAUUUUGGGGUCCCUAGGGGGUCCUAUGAUGCUGCCGGAGUGGAGGAAAUCCGAUCGUCCUAAGGUUGGAAGGGUCGGGCCGGGUCCAACCAUGGUCAACUUCGCUUACCAGGGGAAGAAAAAGGAAGUUACAAUUCAAAAUGUUUUUGGUGUCAUAAGGGGAUUAGAAGAACCUGAUCGAUAUGUGAUCCUUGGCAAUCAUAGAGAUGCAUGGACAUAUGGAGCUGUUGACCCGAAUAGUGGGACUGCUGCAUUACUUGAUAUUGCUCGGCGAUAUUCUCUUUUGCUGCAGAUGGGGUGGAGGCCUCGAAGAACAAUUGUCCUUUCUAGUUGGGAUGCAGAAGAGUUCGGUAUGGUAGGAUCUACGGAGUGGGUUGAGCAAAACCUUGCCAAUUUGGGUGCGAAAGCGGUAGCCUACCUCAAUGUAGAUUGUGCAGUUCAAGGGCCAGGAUUCUUUGCUGGCGCAACACCCCAGCUAGAUAAUCUUCUGCGCGAGGUCACAAAGAAGGUCAAGGAUCCAGACUUGGAGGGUACAACAGUUUAUGAGAAUUGGGCAGCCAGAAAUAAAGUCAUUCGUAUCCAGAGACUAAGUGGAGUUGAUUCUGACUUUGCCCCAUUUCUGCAACAUGCAGGGGUCCCUUCUGUUGAUAUAUAUUAUGGAAGAGAUUUCCCUGUAUAUCACACUGCUUUUGACUCCUAUGAGUGGAUGACAAACUAUGGAGAUCCUUUGUUCCAUCGUCAUGUUGCUGUUGCUGGAGUGUGGGGACUUGUAGCCCUUCAACUGGCUGAUGACUCUGUUCUUCCUUUUGAUUACCUCUCUUAUGCAGAGCAGUUAAAGGGGCAUAAAGAUGUCUUGAGCAAUUUAUUGGACCACCAAAGCAUAUCCCUUAAUCCUUUAAUCACUUCAAUACAAAGACUUGCCUUGGCUGCUAAAGAGGCUGAAAAUGAAGCAAAGCAACUUAGAUGGCAAGAAAGUAGGGGUGAGUUUGUAGCCUUGAAGUUACGUGGAUUAAACGAUCGCUUGAUGCUUGCUGAAAGAGGCUUCUUAGAUGCAGAUGGGCUGCAAGGAAGGAAUUGGUUUAAACAUCUCAUUUACGGGCCACCGGGUGACUAUGAAAGUAAACUAGAGUUCUUCCCCAGUAUAGCAGAUGCUAUUUCUCGAUCCAAGAACAUUGGUCGACAGGAUGGUCAGGCAGCCAUUCAGCAUGAGAUAUGGAGAGUUGCCAGAGCCAUUGAAAGGGCUGCUGGUGCUCUUAAAGGACAACUCACCUAAAGAUUGGUGGAAAAAGCUUGCAUCUAAACGAGGCAUUAAGUUGUAUAUAUGAGUUGUAUAUUUCUUUCACCGUUUAAUGUAUCUGUCUGAACAUUCAUAGUUCUUGUAAAUUACAUUUCGGAAUCAAUGAAAUCUACAGUUAAUUUUUUCCGCCUCUA
This is a messenger RNA of Jatropha curcas, 2539 nucleotides long. Its product is annotated as putative glutamate carboxypeptidase AMP1. NCBI's taxonomy places the organism in Eukaryota, Viridiplantae, Streptophyta, Magnoliopsida, Malpighiales, Euphorbiaceae. The record is from RefSeq and is a predicted model, not a curated record. Gene Ontology annotation, molecular function: carboxypeptidase activity.